UAAUAAAAACAGUUAUUACAUUGAACUUGAUGAUUAUAGUAAACUUCAUCACAAAACCAACACUCUCUCUUUUCCAUUCUGGUGCAGAUCUUGAACUUCAACUUGAGCUUUCUUGUCUCUUUCAAUCACAAAAUCUGCACCAAGAAAUGGACUCAACCAUUGGAUCUCGUGCUGGUUUUGUAGCUUUUCUGUUUUUACUAUUCUCUUGCUCGACAUUCACUUCCACAGAAGCUUAUGAUCCGUUAGAUCCAAAUGGGAAUAUCACACUCAAAUGGGAUAUUAUUAGUUGGACUGCAGAUGGUUAUGUUGCUGUUGUUACAAUGUACAACUUUCAACAAUAUCGCCAUAUUCAAGAGCCGGGAUGGACAUUAGGGUGGACAUGGGCUAAAAAGGAAGUAAUCUGGAACAUGAUGGGAAGCCAAACAACAGAACAAGGAGAUUGUUCAAAAUUCAAAGCAGGAAUCCCACAUUGUUGUAAGAAGGAUCCGACAGUUGUUGAUCUGUUACCAGGAACACCUUACAACCAACAGAUUGCAAAUUGUUGCAAAGGCGGUGUCUUGAAUUCAUGGGCUCAGGAUCCAAGCAACGCAGUAAGUUCUUUUCAGGUUAGUGUCGGUUCUGCUGGAACAACUAAUAAAACAGUUAAGCUUCCGAGAAAUUUCACCCUCAGAGCACCAGGUCCUGGUUACACUUGUGGUCCGGCAAAAAUCGUCAAACCAACUCAAUUUAUUACUAGUGACAAGAGGAGAGUCACACAAGCCUUGAUGACAUGGAAUGUUACCUGCACGUAUUCUCAAUUCUUGGCUCAAAAGACACCAACUUGUUGCGUUUCACUCUCAUCCUUCUACAAUGAUACAAUAGUAGACUGCCCAACCUGCACUUGUGGCUGUCAAAACAAAACACAACCGGACAGUUGUGUAAAUCGAAACUCUCCACAUUUAUCUUCAGUUGUAUCAUCAUCAGGAAAACCGUUAAAUACACCUCUAGUCCAAUGUACAAGUCACAUGUGUCCGAUUCGAGUGCAUUGGCAUGUGAAGCUAAAUUAUAAAGAGUACUGGAGGAUCAAGAUCACAAUCACGAAUUUCAAUUACAGAAUGAACUACUCUCAAUGGAAUCUCGUGGUGCAGCAUCCCAAUUUCGAUAAUCUUACUCAGCUUUUCAGCUUUAAGUACAAGUCGCUAAAUCCCUAUGAGGGCUUAAAUGAUACAGGUAUGCUUUGGGGAGUGAAAUUCUACAACGAUUUUCUUUCAUCAGCUGGAUCAUUAGGUAAUGUGCAAUCAGAAAUCUUAUUCAGAAAGGACAAAUCAACAUUCACAUUCGAUAAGGGAUGGGCCUUUCCUCGAAGAAUUUAUUUCAACGGUGAUAAUUGUGUUAUGCCUCCUCCAGAUGCUUAUCCUUGGUCACCAAAUGCAUCUUCAAAACUAGUUUUCUCUUUACUUACUACACUCAUAGCCACUUUAGCUUCUUUGUUAAUCUUAUUGAGUUGAUCAUAGAGAGUUUUUCUCUAUGGAGACAUAAAGGCUCCGCCAUAUACAAUUCCAUUCUGCAUCAAAUUAUUAAAGACGAUCGAUGUCAACUCCAUUGUGGAAAAUGCACAAGAAGCUGCCAUUGAAGCAAUAAAAAGAGAUGCAGGUGGAUGAAUAGUUGCCACAAGAAUUCUUUCCUUUUAUUUAUUUUAAGUGUUGGUUUUUUUUACCUUCAUUUAUGUAACAUAUUUUUGUAUCAUUUGUAUUGUAUAACUAUUUUAAGUUACUUGCUUGUAUGAUUAUUUUUUCCUAGAGAAUAUCCAAUCUAUUUGUUGUUCAAAUGAA
Lathyrus oleraceus (garden pea) is the source of this 1811-nucleotide messenger RNA. Its product is annotated as protein COBRA. NCBI's taxonomy places the organism in Eukaryota, Viridiplantae, Streptophyta, Magnoliopsida, Fabales, Fabaceae. The coding region runs from base 30 to 1487 and encodes 485 amino acids. The record is from RefSeq and is a predicted model, not a curated record. Gene Ontology annotation, biological process: plant-type cell wall cellulose biosynthetic process; cellulose microfibril organization. The transcript is spliced from 6 exons. Gene Ontology annotation, cellular component: plasma membrane.